Messenger RNA from Chenopodium quinoa (quinoa), 2106 nucleotides. RefSeq names its product transcription factor bHLH96-like. The transcript has 3 exons. Gene Ontology annotation, biological process: regulation of transcription by RNA polymerase II. Gene Ontology annotation, molecular function: RNA polymerase II cis-regulatory region sequence-specific DNA binding; DNA-binding transcription factor activity, RNA polymerase II-specific; protein dimerization activity. The coding region runs from base 563 to 1774 and encodes 403 amino acids. NCBI's taxonomy places the organism in Eukaryota, Viridiplantae, Streptophyta, Magnoliopsida, Caryophyllales, Amaranthaceae. The record is from RefSeq and is a predicted model, not a curated record.
GUAACUUCCUUACAAACUCGACACACUGAAUGAAAUCAAAUCACUCACAUAAUAAACACACAAAAGUCACAUAUAGACACAUAUAGCUAAUAGCCUAAUAAGUUGAUUAAUUCUCUCCAAAGUAGACCCCCUUUAAAACUCCCUCAAACUUAUAAUUACUCCACUUACACAAUCAUCAAUUCAUACAAAUCCUUGUAAAAUUGCGCACCUCCUCAUUUUCCCCCACCUCGCUCUCUCACUCUGAAAAAGCCUCACGUGCAAGAAGGCAUAGCCUGUAGUUUUAAACAAACUCUGUAUUCCUGAUUACUCUCACAGUAGUACUGUAUCUCUUGGAACCUUCAACCAUAUAUUUUCACCUUUUCUUAGUUUUCUGUGUUUUUAUUUUUCUAUUUUUAUGACACUCUUGCUUACUCCGUAUAUAAUAAAGCUGCCUACCCUCAAUAAAGCUACUCUCCUCCUCUCUUUUUCUUCCUGUCAUUUUUUUGCCUCCUUCAACUUCUCUUUUUUUUAUUAUCUCUCUUAAUCAUCAUUAUAAUCACCUAAUUAGUAGUUUAUACUAAUUAUGGCAUUAGAAGCUGUGGUGUUCUCUCAAGACCCACUAAUUAAUAAUCCUUGUUCUACUACUACUAAUACUAAUAAUUUUGGUAUCAACUUUGAGUUUUCCAAUAAUUAUUUUUAUCAUCACCCCUCUAAGUUUUUGGAAGAUAGUUUUAAACUACCUUUAAAUGUUGGUUUAUUGGAUCUCGUCAAUAAUAAUAAUAAUAAUAAUGUUUACGACUUCAAUGGUAACAUAAAUAUUACUACCUCUGAUUUUAUCAUACAAAAUAAUGUCCUUCAAUGGCAACAACAUCAUCAACAACAACAACAACAACAACAUCAACAGCAGUAUGUUACUACUGCUGGCUAUUCUUCGCCGGAAGAUAAUUUGUGUCUAUCUGGCGAAGCCCCGCUGCCGUCUACAGCUGCCGAAACCCCUGAAAGUGGUGGGGUUCGGAGGAAGAGACGGCGGCGGAGUUGUAAAAACAAAGAGGAAGUGGAACACCAAAGGAUGACUCACAUUGCUGUGGAGCGAAAUCGCCGAAAACAGAUGAAUGAGUAUCUUGCUGUUAUUAGGUCCUUGAUGCCUCCUUCCUAUGUUCAAAGGGGAGAUCAAGCAUCAAUAGUAGGAGGAGCAAUAAACUAUGUGAAAGAGCUAGAGCAACUAUUACAGUCAAUGGAGGCACAAAAGACAUCAAACAAACAACCCCGCCGCCACGACCACCACCAAAAUCCAACGUCACCACCGCCACAUGGCGGUGGUGGUGACGACAAAAACAAAAAUGUUGCUAGUCAUCAUGAUGAGUUGGAUUCUUGUACAGAAUCAACACCAUUUGCUGACUUCUUCAGCUUCCCACAAUACUCAACUAGGUCAAAGCCUAGCUCGUCCGGGUCAGGUUCCGGUUCCGGUUCAGGUUCAGGAAGCAGUAGCAACACAGUGAGUCGUAGCAACUCGGGUGUGGGUGACAUAGAGGUGACAAUGGUGGAAAGCCAUGCAAACGUGAAGAUAUUGGCAAAGAAAGAAGCAAAGCAACUAGUGAAAAUAAUUGCAGGAUUUCAGGGUCUUCGGUUAAACGUUCUUCAUCUUAACGUCACUACUAUUGACUCUUUCGUCCUUUACUCUUUAAGCCUCAAGGUCGAGGAAGGAUGCCAAUUGAAUUCAGUUGAUGAUAUCGCGGCGGCUGCUAAUCAUAUUCUUGGUCAAAUUAAAGAGGAAGCUGUAGAUCGGUCACUUUAAUAAAAAAAAAUUUAUGCAAAUCAGUCACAUUAAUAUGAUAAUGCAUAUAAUUUAAGCUUGUAAUAAUCUGUAUUAGUAGCGCUAAUGACAGGCUAGGUAAGGGGGUUUUCAAUUAUUUAAAAUCGUUGCCCCUUUAUAUUAUCCACAAUAUUUUUUUCUAUCAAUAGCUCACUUUUUUCGCCGUAUCUCAAUCUUUUUACUGUAAUACUGUUAAAUUACCCCUUUUCCAUAGUGGGGUAAAGCUUGAUUUCGGAAGGGCUUUUUUUUUUUUUUUUGCAUUAUUGUUACUCCAUCUGUUCCUUAUUGCCCAUUUAACUUUUUAACAUUUUCAA